CCGUUUUGUCAGGGAUAUAAAGGUGGUGUGAGCAGGGAGAGCCCAGCACAGUGUGGACUGUGGGAAGCAAGGAUGGGAGUGCAGCGCCUGGCGGUGGCUUGCGGGGCACUGGCCUUGUGCCUGGCACUCACCACAGCCACCAACCCCGGCUUCGUGGUGAGGAUCACCCAGGCAGGCUUGGACUACGCCCAUCAGCAGGGGAUUAUGAUCCUGGAGAAGGAGUUGGCCCAGCUGAAGCUGCCAGACAUCUCAGGUGACGCUCGUGUCUUACGUGUGGGGAAGGUCCGCUAUGAAUUGUCCAGACUGAGCCUUCGUGAUUUCCAAUUGCCAUACUCAAGGAUUACCCCAGUCUCCAACGUGGGCCUGCAGGUCUCCAUCUCCAACGCCUUUGCCGAGCUGGAUGGGGACUGGCGGGUGAAGCUUUUCUUUGUGUCAGUUCCCAGCUCUUCCUCUCCCUAUUCAGGCAUCCACUCUGUGUCUCCAACUCUGGAUCUGGACAGUCGGGACCACGGAUCUUUUAACCUGAAGGUGGAAAAUGUCUACAUCAAGAUUAGCCUGAGGCUGGGCAGUGACACCACUGGGAAGCCCACCAUCAGCACCUCGGACUGCAGUGCCAGCAUCUCCAAAGUCCGGGUGCUUUUUUCUGGCAAGUUGGGGUGGCUUUAUAAUCUGUUCCACAAGACUAUUGAGUCCCGGUUGAGGAAGAUUUUGGAGGACAAGGUCUGUGACAGUGUGGUCAAGUCUGUGCACAAUGAACUCCAGACAUACAUCCAGACCCUGCCAGUCACAGCCAGGAUAGAUAACAAGACUGGGAUUGAUUACUCCUUGGUGGCACCCCCAAGAGCUACUGCCCAGUCCCUCAACGCAGAUCUGAAGGGUGAAUUCUACUCCCUGGCCAACCGCUCCACUGUCCCCUUCUCACCACUGCCACUGGCCUUCCCCUCGGAUCACGACCGCAUGGUUUACUUUGGAGCCUCCAGCUACUUCUUCAACACAGCUGGCAUUGCCUACCGUGAGGCUGGGGCCCUGGUCUUUGAAAUCACAGAGGCCAUGAUCCCAAAGGAAGCAGGAUUCAGAUUGGACACCUCUGUCUUCUCAGCCUUCAUUCCCCAGCUGGAGGAAAUGUACCCAAACAUGCCAAUGAAGUUCAGGCUGUCUGCUCCCACUGCUCCGUUCCUGACUAUUGGACCAGGAGGAAUCUCGUUCCAGCCCAUUGUGGAUGCUCAGGCUUAUGCCAUCCUUCCCAACUCCAGCCUGGUUCCUCUCUUCCUCCUCAGCCUGACAGGGAACGUGUCUGCUGUCAUCAACGAGAGAUCCGGCCGCAUAGUUGGGAGACUGGAUAUGGGCAGGAUCAGGAUCUCUCUGAAGAAUUCAGCUGUUGGCACUUUCCAGGUGCGAAUGAUGCAGUCCAUAAUGAACGUCUUGACUUCCAGUACCCUGCUCCCACGUCUUAAUGCCCGGUUAGAUGAGGGUUUCCCUCUGCCCCUUCUGGACAGGAUUCAGCUCUCCAAUAUCCUCGUGAAGUUCCACCAGAAUUUCCUGCUGCUUGGAGCAGAUGUUCACUUCCAGCCCCGCGUAUGAAGAAAACAUGAUGAGAGCCCUUCAGCACUAAAUAUGCUCCAUUCACCACUUUGCCCUUCCCUGUCCUACUGCCUGAGAGAAACACCAUCAGUCCUGGCACAGUCCUGCACUGCUGCCUUGGCCCAGACCACUGGCUGGGGCCUCACCUGGUCCUACCAUGAGUUGGGGGUGCCCUGCCCUGGGCCACCCCCACCUCUCUUCCCUCUGAGCAGCAAUAAAGGUGUUGGUGCUGGGGA
This is a messenger RNA of Oenanthe melanoleuca, 1817 nucleotides long. RefSeq names its product bactericidal permeability-increasing protein-like. The coding region runs from base 73 to 1581 and encodes 502 amino acids. The record is from RefSeq and is a predicted model, not a curated record. The transcript has 15 exons. Gene Ontology annotation, biological process: lipopolysaccharide-mediated signaling pathway; innate immune response; defense response to Gram-negative bacterium. Lineage: Eukaryota; Metazoa; Chordata; Aves; Passeriformes; Muscicapidae. Gene Ontology annotation, molecular function: lipopolysaccharide binding.